Messenger RNA from Parastagonospora nodorum SN15, 633 nucleotides. RefSeq lists its product as hypothetical. Lineage: Eukaryota; Fungi; Ascomycota; Dothideomycetes; Pleosporales; Phaeosphaeriaceae. The transcript is spliced from 2 exons. Bases 1 to 633 code for a protein of 210 amino acids. The record is from RefSeq and is a predicted model, not a curated record.
AUGGCGACGCCAACACCACCCGGCACGAUCAUCGAAGCCCUCAAACAAGGCAAUGCAGUGGAGCUCGAGCUUGUCAAGAAGAUGGAAGAGGGGCUUAGGUUUAUUACCGUUGGAUUAAAGCGCGAGUGCUUUAAUCGGGGUGAUGCGUUGAGCGAGCUGCGAGAGAGCUUGCCUACGAUCGCCAACAUCAAGACCAAGAUUGCACAGCUGAACCAAGAGAAUAUCCUAGCAACCGAAAAGAUUGAGGCGGACGCUCGUGCGACUUUGCUUGAGGCGAUGCGCGUCAGCGAUGAGUUUUACUGCCAGGACGUCGCUAGAUACAACAAGGCCGUCGCGCGCAUGGAUGCAAGAGAUGAUCACUUGCGCAACAUUUGCGAUGUGAUAAACGAGAUGCGGUUCGACAAAAAGCCCAAAAUACGUGCUCAACUCAUUAAAGGGUACAAGGCAAGUCUAGCAACGUACGAUGAAGACACCCACGCCAUGGAGGAAGACGAGAAGCAGAUAGAUGCCAGGGUCCUUCAGAGAGAGAAAGAAGGCGUAGAAUCGUAUUGCAAAACUUGGAAAGCCGCUCUCAAGGUCCGAAAAAUCUGGCUGGAACUUUUGGAUUGCUGCAACGAAGUACCCGGGAACUGA